UCUGUCACUGCCCACCAAAGAAACAAUGAUUUGCCACUACCCCCAUAUUUUCCCUUUCUUUUUCUUUAGCUGCAGCAGAAGAUAAUGGAUCAAGAACUUCGAGUCAUGGCGUUUUAGGAUGUCUCUGUGGGGUUUCUCUUCGGUUCUGAGAUAUAACAAAAGUACUUAAAAGUUGUCGAUGGGGUCUGAGUUGAUGAAUAUGCGGUGUUUUUGGGUCGGCUUCUUUCUGUUCUGCGGCUUUUGGGUUAGUGGUUUCUGUGACAAAGAUGGUUUCUUGAGUAUAUCUUGUGGUGGAACAACUGGUUAUACUGAUUCAUCGAACAUAUCAUGGGUCCCCGAUGAUGAAUAUGUAAGCACAGGGAACAUCACCACCUCGUUUAAUGACCCAAUUCGGUUUUUCCCGGAUACUCAAGGUCGAAAUUGUUACAAAGUCCCUGUAAAUAAUGCUUCCUCUUUGGUACUUGUAAGAGCAAAGUUUCUUUACCGGAACUAUGAUGGACGUGGGAAACCCCCUGCAUUUUCUGUUUCUCUUGGGACAGCUAUUACCAGCACCAUAAACCUCACUACUAACGAUCCAUGGACAGAAGAGUUUAUUUGGCCAGUUAGUAAGGACACUCUCUCCUUCUGUUUGCAUGCUAUUCCAGAUGGUGGAUCACCUGUCAUUUCUUCACUUGAAAUAAGACCACUACCUCAAGGAGCUUAUGCAAGUGGAGUGGGAGAUUCCCCCAAUAAGUCACUCAGGAAGAGUUAUCGAAUCAAUUGUGGCUAUGCCAAUGGCUCGUUGCGGUAUCCUUUGGAUCCAUAUGAUCGUAUAUGGGAUGCUGAUCAAAACUUUAUGCCCUUUCACGUGUCCGCGGGGUUUGCAAUUCAACAGAACUUCAAUCUGUCCAGUCUUGGGGAGGAUCCCCCUGUUGCUGUUCUUCAAACUGCUCGAGUUUUGGCAAGAAGGAAUGUGUUGACAUAUAACCUUCCUCUGGAUACCCUUGGGGACUACUUCAUUGCCCUUUAUUUUGCUGGGAUUGUUCCUGUGUCCCCUUCAUUUGAUGUAAUCAUUAAUGGAGAUGUUAUACAAUCAAACUAUACUAUAAAAAUAUCAGAUGUCAGUGCCCUAUACUUUACUCAGAAGGAGAUUGAGAGUUUGAACCUCACACUGAAAAGUAUCAGUUACUAUCCUCAAGUCAAUGCAAUUGAAGUGUACGAGAUAGUUGGUAUUCCACAGGAAGCUUCCUCAACCACAGUUUCGGCGCUUCAGGUUAUUCAGCAGUCCACGGGUUUAGAUCUGGGAUGGCAAGAUGAUCCAUGCUCUCCUUCACCAUGGGAUCAUAUCGGCUGUGAAGGAAGCCUUGUUACAUCUUUGGAACUUUCAGACAUCAAUCUGAGGUCAAUUAGCCCCACAUUUGGUGACUUGUUGGAUCUUAAAACACUGGAUUUGCAUAACACAUCCCUUACUGGAGAGAUACAGAACUUUGGUAGCUUGCAACGGCUUGAGAAUUUGAACCUGAGUUUCAACGAGCUAACAUCCUUUGGUUCAGAGUUGGAGAACUUGGCCAGCCUUCAAAUUUUGGACUUGCAAAAUAAUAGUUUACAGGGAAUAGUUCCUGACAGCUUGGGAGAGUUGGUGGACCUUCACUUAUUGAAUCUGGAGAACAACAAACUACAAGGUACCCUACCAGAGUCUUUGAACAAAGAAGCUUUGGAAAUUAGAACGUCAGGGAAUUUGUGCCUUUCCUUCUCCACAAUGUCAUGUAAUGACGUUUCAUCCAACCCUUCCAUUGAGACACCACAAGUUACAGCAUUCCCCCCAAAAAAGCGCACCAAACAAGAUCAUGUAGCAGUUAUAGCUGGUGCAGUUGGUGGAGCCAUUCUUGCACUUCUCUUUAUUUCUCUUACAGUAUUCUUAUUCAUGAAGAAAAAGAGAACUGAAGUCACAUAUGCAUCAAAGGGUGCAAUAGAGAUUAGAAACUGGAAUGCAGCAAAAGUCUUUUCCUACAAAGAAAUCAAAGCAGCUACUAACAACUUCAAGGAGGUCAUAGGCCGUGGUAGUUUCGGAUCUGUUUACCUUGGGAAGCUUCCAGAUGGCAAAAUAGUAGCUGUGAAAGUGCGGUCUGAUAAAAGCCAACUUGGGGCUGAUUCUUUUAUGAAUGAGGUGUCUCUACUGUCACAAAUUCGCCAUCAAAAUCUUGUAUGUUUGGAAGGAUUCUGUCACGAAUCAAAGCAGCAAAUACUAGUCUAUGAGUAUCUUCCUGGAGGAUCAUUGGCUGAUCGCCUUUAUGGUCCAAACUGUAAGAAAGCUUCAUUAAGCUGGGUUCGCAGACUGAAAAUUGCUGUCGAUGCUGCAAAAGGAUUGGACUAUCUACACAAUGGAAAUGAACCACGAAUCAUACACCGUGAUGUGAAGUGCAGUAAUAUCCUUUUGGACGAGGAAGCGAAUGCCAAGGUUUGUGACUUUGGCCUCUCUAAGCAAAUCACCCAGGCAGACGCAACUCAUGUCACAACUAUUGUCAAAGGAACUGCUGGGUAUCUGGAUCCAGAAUACUAUUCCACCCGACAGUUGACUGAGAAAAGUGACGUCUACAGCUUUGGGGUUGUUCUCUUGGAGCUCAUCUGUGGAAGAGAACCUUUGAGUCACUCGGGAACUCCCGAUUCAUUCAAUCUGGUGUUAUGGGCCAAACCCUACUUACAGGCAGGGGCAUUUGAGAUUGUUGAUGACAGCCUAAUGGGAACUUUCGACGUGAAGAGUAUGAGAAAGGCAGUCUUGAUUGCUGUGAGAUCAGUAGAAAGAGAUGCAUCACAGAGACCAGCAAUUGCAGAGGUUUUGGCAGAGCUGAAAGAAGCCUACAGUAUUCAGCUCUCUUAUCUCCAAUCUCGUGAACAUUCCAGCUGAUUUCUUAAGCUACGAUACAGUUAGUAACUUUUGGCGAUUAUUUAUAGAGAUAUGUUGAUCUGUUCUGAUAAUAGCAGCAAUAAAGACACUUUGUUUUCUUCAACUUCUGCUCUAUAAAGUAUUAUACAGUAUGGGGGAUAUUGUAACCAUGUGGACUCUAUAAAUGGUGGCUUUAAGCUUUCUGUAAACAAUCUCUCUCACGAAUCUCUCU
This is a messenger RNA of Juglans regia (Persian walnut), 3095 nucleotides long. Its product is annotated as probable LRR receptor-like serine/threonine-protein kinase At5g48740. Bases 179 to 2884 code for a protein of 901 amino acids. NCBI's taxonomy places the organism in Eukaryota, Viridiplantae, Streptophyta, Magnoliopsida, Fagales, Juglandaceae. Gene Ontology annotation, biological process: protein phosphorylation. The transcript has 16 exons. Gene Ontology annotation, molecular function: protein kinase activity; protein binding; ATP binding. The record is from RefSeq and is a predicted model, not a curated record.